Oryza brachyantha (malo sina) is the source of this 3347-nucleotide messenger RNA. RefSeq names its product ubiquitin carboxyl-terminal hydrolase 8-like. The record is from RefSeq and is a predicted model, not a curated record. The transcript has 13 exons. NCBI's taxonomy places the organism in Eukaryota, Viridiplantae, Streptophyta, Magnoliopsida, Poales, Poaceae. Gene Ontology annotation, molecular function: cysteine-type deubiquitinase activity. Gene Ontology annotation, biological process: protein deubiquitination. Bases 90 to 2747 code for a protein of 885 amino acids.
AAAAAAAAAAAAAAAAAGCAAAAGCGAAAUCCCUCACGCCUCGCCGGGCAACCGCGACGGGGGCCGCAGAUCCCGCCGCCGCGGCCGCAAUGCCCGACGACCCGCCCGCCGGCGCCGGCGAGGCCCCCUCGACCUCCCCGCCGGCCGCCGCCGCGGACGACGAUGACCGCGUCUUCCUCGUCCUACACCGGUGGUGGAGGGACGCGCAGGAGGGCGCCGGGAUCGAGGCGGCCGGGGUGCCCUACGCCGCGGCGCCGUCGGGCCCCACCUCCUACGGCAUGAAGGUGCUCAGCAUGUUCAUCUCCGACCAGGCCUUCACCCUCCGCCGCGCCGACGACCUCGUCCAGCCCCACGACGCCUCUGCCCCCGCCGCGCCCUCCUCCUCCAGGGCCUACGCCCUCGUCGCCGCCGACCUCUUCGCUAGGGCGCGCGCCUGGCAUACUGAUUCUGGCAAGAAUGGGGGAAAAAAUUCAUUGUUUCCCGAAGAAGGAUCUGUAAACAUUUAUCCUAUAAUGCUUAGAGUAUCAGUCACGCGAGAUACAAAUGCACUAACAGUGAAGAUCAGCAAAAAGGAUAACUCUGCUGAGAAUUUUAAACGAGCAAACAAGAUUUUGACUGCAGAUUCUGAGCCGGUUCAUAUAUGGGAUUUCUCUGGACGAACAACUUUCAUAUUGAUGAAUGAGUGGAAUCGAGGGCCCCAAGAUACUCGGUCUUCUGAUCAGGAGAUGCCUCUAGAAAUACACUUCUUUGAUCUGUCGGAACCUAUGGCAAAUGGUUCCAAUGGGAAAAAAGAUGAGUUAUCAUUAACAAUGAGCCGUUCAAUGAGCAACGGCAGCAUCAUGGGCAUGGAUCUGGAUUCAAGUGGAAGCUCUAAGCAAGUUGGUACUGGUUUAACAGGACUGGACAAUCUUGGAAACACAUGUUUCAUGAACAGUGCAGUCCAGUGCUUAACUCAUACUUCCAAGCUGGUUGACUACUUCCUUGGAGAUUUCUAUAAAGAAAUAAAUCCUCAUAACCCACUGGGGAUGAAGGGUGAGCUUGCAUAUGCAUUUGGAGAUUUGUUGAGGAAGCUAUGGGCUCUGGACAGAACCCCUGUUGCACCUCGCCAGUUUAAGGGAAAGCUUGCACGCUUUGCCCCUCAAUUCAGUGGCUUUAAUCAACAUGAUUCCCAGGAGCUUCUGGCUUUCUUGUUGGAUGGACUCCAUGAGGACUUGAAUCGUGUGAAAUGCAAACCAUAUUAUGAAGCAAAGGAUUCAGAUGGCCGUCCAGAUGAAGAGGUCGCGGAUGAGUACUGGGGCAACCACUUAGCCCGGAAUGAUUCUAUUAUAGUUGAUAUCUGCCAGGGUCAAUACAAGUCGACAUUAGUUUGUCCAGUUUGCAGGAAAGUAUCUGUAACAUUUGAUCCAUUCAUGUAUCUGUCUUUGCCCCUGCCUUCAACAACUAUGAGAACGAUGACCAUAACAGUCUUUAGUACCGAUGGGAUUACUGGGCCAUCUCCAUAUACUGUAAGUGUGCCAAAAUCUGGGGAUACGAAGACUCUUAUCGAUGCAUUAAGCAUUGCUUGUUCGUUGAGAGGUGAUGAACGUCUCUUGGUCGCUGAGGUCUACAAUAGUUCCCUUAUCCGGUACUUGGAAGAACCUUCUGAAGUCAUCUCCUUAAUCCGAGAUGGAGAUCGGUUAGUUGCAUAUAGACUUCCAAAAGACAGUGAAGAUGCUCCUAUAGUGGUGUUCAGAAACCAAAGGAUGGAGUCCACACUAACUAGUUUUGGCAGGAAAUCCUGGAAAACUUUUGGCACUCCACUUGUGUCAAGUCUUCCUGACACAAUCAAUGGGAGUGCCAUAUCUGAUCUUUUCCUAAAGAUUAUGACUCCAUUCCUAGUAUCAAAAGAUGAUAGUUCAGAUGCUGAUCACAUAAUUGGCAAAAGCAGUCCUGUGGAUGAAACUGCAGAUGUUGAUAUGAACUCUGAUGCUACAGAGUCAACCAGCAUAAACAACAAUGCUUGUGAAGAUGAAACAAUGACUGAAGAUGGCAUGCAAUUUUACUUGAUUAAUGAGAGGUUUCCAGACCAACGCAUGAAGAUAGAAAUGGACCAACCUAUUAGGCUUACUGGUUCACAGAAGCGUCUGCAUGUGGUGGUGUGUUGGCAGGACAAUGGACUAGAGCAAUACAAUUUUGGUUCUUUAGAUAAUCUUCCAGAGAUUUACAAGGCUGUGCUAUUCUCAAGGAGACCACAGGACACAUGUUCUCUGUAUGCAUGCCUUGAAGCUUUCAUUAAGGAGGAACCAUUAGGCCCUGAAGACAUGUGGUAUUGCCCAGGCUGUAAAGAGCAUCGGCAAGCUAGCAAGAAGUUAGACCUUUGGAGGCUACCAGAAAUCCUUAUAAUACACCUGAAAAGAUUUUCCUACAGUCGAUAUACCAAAAACAAGCUAGAGACAUGUGUGGACUUCCCGGUUCAUGAUCUUGACCUUUCAAAGUAUAUCGGUAACAGGGGCCAACAGAUGUCCAACCACUAUCAACUGUAUGCUAUUAGUAAUCACUAUGGAAGCAUGGGAGGUGGUCACUAUACUGCGUAUGUUUACCAUGAAGGGAAGAAGGGGUGGUAUGACUUUGAUGACCGUCACGUGGGUCCAAUAAGUGAGGAGAGUAUAAAGACAUCGGCAGCUUAUGUUCUUUUUUAUAGGCGGAUACAGGAUGAUGAUAGGUUAGAUACAGAAACAGGAAUAGAUUCUUCUGAUUGUACAACAUGAUUAGUGUCGGCGACUUUCUCUCAAGUCCGUCCAGACAUUGUAUAGAGUGAUUGAUUGGGGAGACAGUUGCCGCUGCACUGCAACGAUCCAAAGCAAUUGAUUCAAGAGUUUGAGGUAGGAAGAAGCAAGAUGGAGAUUGGAGAGCAGACAGCAGCAGCAACCGUCAUUUUUGCUGCAUCAUGGUACAACAUAGGGAAGAAGAAUUGAAGGUAGUGAAAGCGAAAAGGAGGAACGGAGACAGGAAAGUAACAGAGGGGUGCUUGUCAUGGAAUAUCUGGUGCAAAGGAGAAGAAAGAUUGACGUGAAGAGAAACCGACAGUCCAGCAGAGCAAGGUAGGCUGUUGUAGUAGGUUUACAUACCCCCUGAUAUACAAAUGUGUUUGCCCAGCCCAGGAUUUGAUGAGAAAGGGAUGGGAGAUGCAGAAAUUGUCGUUGUAGUUCCGAUCCCUUGCUGCAUAUGCUGACUCGUUUCUCCUUUUUUGGGUUCGUUUACCUGACUGUAAAACUGGUCGUGGUAAAUUUUGUGGCCCGUGCUGCCCAACGAAGGCAGCCAGGAAAUCUCAAUACAACCUGAAACCGAUUUUGGUCUGUUUACCUGUC